UAAUGUCCUGUACGAUUUUCUGAACCAUGAUUUUACCUCAGCCACGAGACGGCCCAGUGACGAACUCCCGAGAUCCGUGUUCAAUCAAGAACCAGGUGCUUCAUCGACUUCGACGAUUCAAUCGUCGCUCAUUACCGUGCCGAGCUCAUUAUUCCUUCCUUUCAUCAAUUGUUAUCAUUCUGCUGUGAUUCGUUGCUAGGAAGCGUAUCCCAAUGAAGGAUUCCCGACCGAAUGAGGGUCGCUGAUGCGCGGAAUUUGAUCACCUUGCUAUAAUGGGUUCUGCCUAAAUUUCUGGUAGCGCCUUCGAUUCAACUCCUCCCAUUCCUCUUUAUCUUCUUGCUCAGAAUCUGUGACUGAUUGGACUUGUAAGUUCUUUUUUUCCCCCCUUUCCCCUCUUUUGGGGUGUCAUUAAGAUAUGCAAAGUAAAGUUUGGAAAUGGGUACUGGGCUUGGUGUACAUUUUUGCUGUAGCAAUCAUCUGGAUAGUUGCUAGUUUCGUGGUGCAGUCAGUUGUUGAUGGUGGAGUUUCCCCGUUCCUCAUCACUUAUAUUUGCAAUUCAUUGUUCGUGGUGUAUCUUCCUAUAGCUGAAAUUGCUCGAUAUUUGGAGGACUGGAGGGAUAAGAAGAAUGUGACUUCAUUAGAACUGAGAGAGUCAGAGAAGGAUAUUCUUCUUGAAGAGUCCGAACUAAGCAAGGAAUAUGAAUACGAUGGAUCCACUUCCAAUCCAUCCGUGCCUGUAGAGGAGGAAGUGGUGGAGGAGCAAGAAAGUGGUGGUCACGAUUCGAGAUUGGAUACCAUCAUAUCUUUUGAGGUUGAACCACCCUUUCCUGUAGAUGAUCGUGUCAAUAAAGGAGUUGACUCCAAAGGGAGGUGGACUCGAACAAGGUUGGCAUGGGUCAGCUUGCUCAUUUGCCCAUUCUGGUUUACUGCACAGCUGAUGUUCAACCUGUCUCUGAAAUAUACGACUGUGACAUCGAAUACAAUUUUGAGCAGUACGUCCAGUCUGUUUACCUUUUUGGUGUCCCUAGUUUUCCUGAGCGAGAAGUUUACCUGGGUAAAGUUUCUUAGUGUUCUUCUAUGCAUGGGUGGAACCAUUAUUGUCAGCUUGGGUGACUCAGAAUCUGGACCAAGUACAAUUGCUUCAAAGCCUCUUCUUGGAGAUGUUUUUGCUCUUGUAUCAGCUGGAUUCUACGCUGUCUACAUUACACUCAUCCGCAUAAAGCUACCAGAUGAUGAAGAGAAAAAUGGUCGGGCCAGUAUGGCUCAGUUCCUUGGAUUCCUGGGUCUUUUCAAUCUCUUCAUUUUCCUGCCAGUUGCAGUUGUGCUUCAUCUUACUAAGCUAGAGCCUUUCAGUGCACUUACGUGGAAGCAGCUUGGACUUGUUGUUGGCAAAGGAAUAUUGGACAACGUGGUGAGUGACUACUUGUGGGCGAAAGCUGUGUUGUUAACAACCACGACAGUAGCCAGUGCUGGUCUUACAAUCCAGGUCCCAUUGGCGGCUAUUGUAGAUACCGUAACUGGCCAUGCACCUCGUCUCAUGGAUUAUCUGGGAGCCAUAGCUGUGAUGAUUGGAUUUGCUGGAAUCAACAUCCCUACCGAUGAAUAUAAAGAUCCCGGAGUAGAACCUGAAGAUUGUCAUGGUAGAUGUGAAGUAACACAGGCCAAUGUUUGAAGAUGGCAGGGCUUGAGAUGCAUUCAACAUUAACCACAGCUCCUUGUAUAGAAGAGUUGAUUGAACACCGUCGGUAUCCAACCAAUGCGACCACUUUUAAGAUUGUAUAUGGGGAAGUCUCAAGGGCCAAAGAAAGGUAGUAGAGCCUCUGCUUAUCCGUCUCUUUGUAACAACAUUUUACAAUUUUGCCGAAUGUAAAACUAAACAGAUCCAUUGCAA
Molecule: messenger RNA, 1891 nt
Organism: Linum trigynum
Lineage: Eukaryota; Viridiplantae; Streptophyta; Magnoliopsida; Malpighiales; Linaceae
Source: the annotation of a GenBank genome assembly